Misgurnus anguillicaudatus (oriental weatherfish) is the source of this 1193-nucleotide messenger RNA. It is a transcript of the gene eif4e2rs1, whose product is annotated as eukaryotic translation initiation factor 4E family member 2 related sequence 1. NCBI's taxonomy places the organism in Eukaryota, Metazoa, Chordata, Actinopteri, Cypriniformes, Cobitidae. Gene Ontology annotation, cellular component: eukaryotic translation initiation factor 4F complex; cytoplasm. Gene Ontology annotation, biological process: translational initiation. The record is from RefSeq and is a predicted model, not a curated record. Gene Ontology annotation, molecular function: translation initiation factor activity; RNA 7-methylguanosine cap binding.
AUUUUCGCGCAUGUGCAGUGAGAAAAGUGAGAGAGCCUGCUGCACUGAGUUUGUGUUAUGAUAUAAAACACGAGUCUAUCGUUACCGAUCGCUACAGUAUAAACUUGUAUUUGUAUAAUUAAAGUUGUUUUAACGCGGAGAUUUGCGUUUAUAGAGAGAAGAAGAAAACAAAACGCGUUUGAAGAGGAGCGAGAGAAAAAUGAAUCAGUUUGAACAUUUAAAAGAAGAAGACUCUGGUGACCACGAGGAGAUUAAGGACCAUAAUGAAAUCGAUGGAGGAUCAAUAAACAACAAUAAUAACAACAUCAGACGUAAGACGAUUAGUCCAGGUGCAGGUGAACAUCCUCUGCAGUAUAACUACACCUUCUGGUACUCGCGCCGCACACCCAGCAGACCUGCAAACACACAGAGCUACGAGCAGAACAUCAGACAAAUGGGAACAGUGGCAUCGGUUGAACAGUUCUGGAAGUUCUACAGUCAUCUUGUUCGACCUGGGGACCUGACGGGUCACAGUGACUUUCACCUCUUUAAAGAGGGAAUCAAACCCAUGUGGGAGGACGAGGCAAAUAAAAACGGCGGCAAGUGGAUUAUUCGCUUGCGGAAAGGUUUGGCAUCACGAUUCUGGGAGAACAUCAUCCUGGCCAUGCUGGGGGAACAGUUCAUGGUGGGGGAAGAGAUCUGUGGGGUGGUGGUGUCCAUCCGAUUCCAGGAGGAUAUUCUGUCGAUUUGGAAUAAAACGGCCAAUGAUCAAGUUACCACAUCACGAAUAAGAGACACGCUGCGGCGCGUGCUGAACCUGCCACCAAACACCAUCAUGGAGUACAAGACGCACAACGAUAGCCUCAAGGAUAAUUCCAGCUUUCGUAAUACGAAGAUCACCUUGUAAAACCCAAGAAAUCAUUUUCAUAUGGACACUUUCCCUUUUACACCAUGUGCACAUGAAACUGGUGCAUAAAGCAGACAAGAUGAUGAUGAUGAUUGCGCGUGUCUGUGUGUGUGUGUGCGCGUGCGUGUGUCCGCGCGUUUGUGUAAUAUAUUACACGCGUUUGUAUGGUUUUCUAUCAUUCCAUCUGUGUGUAGCUCAGAAAGUUGUCUGGUCUAUUCCUCAUUAAAGUAUACUUCAUCAGAUUCAGUGCGCUUGUGCGUCUGUGUGUGUGUUUGAAAUGAAAAUUUUAUUAAAUCCUCUGCAUACA